Molecule: messenger RNA, 2211 nt
Organism: Closterium sp. Naga37s-1
Lineage: Eukaryota; Viridiplantae; Streptophyta; Zygnematophyceae; Desmidiales; Closteriaceae
Source: the annotation of a GenBank genome assembly
AUGAGCCUUUUCCCCUCUCCGCCUCCCAGCUUUUUUCUCCUCUCCGCCUGCCCCUCAGCCUUUUCCCCCUCCCCGCAUCCCCUUCAGCUUUUCCCCCUUGCAGCCUCCCCUUUCAGCCAGAAAUGCCUGCGCCAGAACGCUCCUGAGCAGCCUGUGCGUCCCGUGGAUGUGUGGGUGAGGGGAAUGCCAGCGCAGCUCACACCGGCCCCUCUUGAGCAUCCACCUGCUUCUUUCUUCCCGCACUCCCCACCACCCAUGAACCAACUCUCCCCCUCCACCUGCCCCUCCUGCCACAGCUCUCUCCCCCGCUCCGUCUCUGUCAGCACGCUCUCGAGCAACUGCAUUGGAGUGAAGGGAAGCCUGUGUGCCCCACCCACCCCACCAAUCAGUAAGCACAGCCUGGCCGAUGCGCACCCGUUCCCCCUCUCAGCCCCCUCCACUUCCCCCUCGGUUCCCCCACUCGCGGCUCCUCUCGCGCCCUUCCUUGCGCCCGCGCUCCUGCCCCUGGCGCGCGCUCUCCCCCAUUCCCUCUCUCCCCCCUUUAACCACCCCUCCGCCUGCCUCUUCUCCCCCAUCUUGCUCUGCAUCCUGCCCCGUUUUCUCCCACCCGGCGCAACGUUUCCGCCAAACUCGAACCACACACGCCCACAUCUUCCCUCUCCCCUCCAUGCGCCUUCCCCUCCCCCUCCGUACGGCCGUCCAUCAUUGCUGGCCCCAUCUGCGCCCUUUCUCCCACUGGCGCGCAAACCUACUUCCGCAGACUCUCGAGGAGGCGGCGGUAGAGGUGAGAGCGCAGCGCGGGUGGCGGCGGUUAGGAGAAUAUCCACGCAGAGCGCGACUGGCGCGGGCUUCCGCCGCCUUUUCGAGUCGCCGCCGCCACCCCCGCCUGUGCUGCUUGCAGAGAUGGGGGGUGAGAUGGUGGUGGUGGAAGCAAGAUGGUGGUGGGAGUCAGAGGGCUGGUGGUGGGCUGAGCUUGCCACAUUCGUCUCCUCCCUUCACCUCCCCGUCCUUCUCCUCCCACCCCUCUUCCUUCUUCCCCUCCUCUUCCUUCUCCUCACCUACUGCAUCUCCCCCCCUCCCCUCCUCACCACCUUUGCUCCUCUCAGCCCUCGUCAUCUCUUGCUCCUUCCCUUAUCCCUUCCCUUCUCCCGUCUCUCUUCCCGUCUCUCCUCUCUCUCUCCACCCUUGCCCUCGCCUACCUACUGCUUUCCAUCCACCUCCUAUCUAUCACCCACUGUCCCGUCCACGCUCUGCCCCCACUUCUGCACCUCUUCCCGCAUGCUUCAUCCUCUACCCACGCCCUUCUCUCCUCCCCCCUGCCCUCCAUCCCACCUUCCCCUAACCUUUCCCCCACCUCCCCUCCCGCCACCACUGUGGCAGUACACGCCCCGUCACGUCUCUUUCCACCCAUCCCGUGCCUCCUGCAUACCUCCCACCAUUGCCAUCGCUCCCAUUCUCCCCAUGCCUCAAACCAUCGCCAUGGGUUUCAUCAAGCCCAAGCCUCCCACCACUCCGGUUCUCGCGCACUCGCCCUUCCCGGCUGGCUUCCACGUGAACCCCGGCGCAACCCCCCCCCCCCCCCCCCGCCCAACCUCUUGCCUCUGGCGCAUGAUCUCCCCCGUUCCCUCUCUCUCCCGCCUUUCCCACCUCUCCGCCUGCCUCUUCUCCCCUCCUCUUCUCUCCUGCUCCGCCCCCUGUUCCGCCUCCUCCCGCCCCUCGCCUCGCGUCUGCCAAACUCAAACCACACGCGCCCACAUCCCCCUUUUCGCCUCCCCUCCAUGCACCUCACCUCCCCGCUCCGCCUCCCUUCCACCCCCGCGCGGUCGCCCGUCACUGCUACCCCCAUCUGCGCUCCCCACCCACUGGCGCUCCCUCGGAGGCGGCGGUAGGGGCGCGCGCUCCCUCUUCGCGCCGCUGCCACCGCCGCCGCCGCCGCCGCCACUCCGGCCCGUGCUUCUCACAGCGACACAUGCUGCGUCUGCCGCUUCCGCCGCUGGGAGCCCCGCCUGCGCGCGCAUGCUUGCCCCAACCGCCAUUGCUGCUGCUCCCCGCGCAUAUGCUGCCGCAGCUCUCCGCUAUCGCAAAUUGUUUUUUUGUCACUUUAUCGCCGUGGACAGUCGCUCAAUUGUCGCUAUCCGUCGCUCGCGUCGCAGUCCGUCGCUCUCUCAUCGCCGCACGUCGCGCUGUGUCAUCUCUUGUCUGUCGCUCUGA